AUGUCAUUACAAGCACUAGUCUAACCCUCUAUAGAUAGCAUUUAAACUGACAACACUCAAAGCUAAACCCACUCUUAGCACAAUCAAAGCAUCAAUGUUUAAGAUUAGUCCAACGUUUCCUAUAAUCCCUACUAAAAUAACUUUGAAGAUCAUGAUAAGAUGCGUGAUAGUAUACUAACUAACAAUAACAAAUAGAAUGUUGGAGGGGAAAUUGGAGGCGUUGACAUUCAGAAGAAAAUGCAGAAGCGUAGAAAAUUAAGAAAAAAGACUAGAAAUGGACCAAGAAAUGAUAGUUAAAAUAAAAAUCCUCUGCUUUCAGUGGAUUAUGCAAUUAAGCACGAUUCAUCAAACGAUAAACUGAAUAUUUCUGUUGACUCAAAAAUGAAGAAAAAUUUGAUCCCAUUCAAAAUUUACAUGGGAGAAAUAAAUCAGUAUCAAGAUAUUCAAAAAGUUCAAAAGGGAAGCACUUAAGUAAACCUAUCAAACCGUUUCAGUCGAUCAAAACUUCCACCUCUAUAAGAUCACAAGAAAAGAAAUAGAUCUCCUCUUUCUAUUAUAAACACUGUCAUACCUAUGGAAAAAUCAGUUAUAAUUUAAACAAAGCCAAAGAGUACAAAAGGAAAAGGAAAUCUAAAUAGAUCUCUUGAUGCAGUUGAGCCAGAACCUGAGGACUUGAAUACAACAAGCAACUUAAUUAAUAGCAGUAAUUAAGAUCACUUAAAUUCUCACUCUUUUCUAUACCCAGAGAAUUACAAAUCUCUCAGUACAAUUUAAAUAUAGUAACCAGUAUCCCUUGGCUAAGCUAAAAGACUUAAUCACGAGAAAGAUUAUCAGUUACAAUAGGUUCAUAAUCGUAUAAGAGUGCUUCAAAUGGAGGAAGAGCGGACUCUGAAGAAAAUAGAUGAAACUCGUAAAAAAGCCAAGUUCUGGCUAGAUAUCCAAAAGAAAGCUCAUAUAUCUCACAUUACUAAUUCCAUGAUUAAAAAUUAGUCAAAAAGUGAAAUCUAAAGUCUAAUAAUGGAGAGAAAAGAGUCUGUGAAGCGCAUUGAUCCUCAAGAAUAGAUUAAUAAGAUGGUUUUAAAGAAGUAAGAAUAGGUGAAAGCCAUUAGAGAUCAGAGUAAACAAUUUAGCAAAGAAAUUGAACAGUAAGCAGCUAUGGAGAUAUAUCAGAAUAUGAAAAGGUCAAGGAAGAUAAGGCAUGAAGUGGAAUAGGCAUAAGUUUUUGUUGAUAAGGCGAAAAGAGACAAGAUUAAUAAUGCAUUGAACAAGAAAGAACAAGAGUUUCGAAAUGAAAGGAAAGAAAUUAAGUAAAAGGAAAAAGCGCUUAAAAAACUUAGCAUGCUAGAAGGUAUUCUCUUGAACAAAUUACAAGAAACUAGUAAAUUCCAAAGAGAAACUAUUGAAGAGCUGAGUCAAAGCAAAUAUCUAAAUAUUUCAAGUCAGCAUAUUUCCUUAAAAUAAACAUCAAGAGCUUCAUAAUUGAACUAUAAGAGAAAUAAUAAUACAUUCAAUAAUGUAAGUUAAGAUAACAUAGCAGUUGGAUCUAAAGAGCUGAGGACGAGAAGAAACUCAUUAGAGAGAUACAAGUCCUUAGAAACUGAAAAUACCAAUACUAAUGAAUCAAUGGAGGGACAAAGCGAAUUGAAUGAUGUCAAAGUUAAACAGAAUAUUUGA
Stylonychia lemnae is the source of this 1674-nucleotide messenger RNA. Lineage: Eukaryota; Ciliophora; Spirotrichea; Sporadotrichida; Oxytrichidae. The record is from the annotation of a GenBank genome assembly.